Messenger RNA from Erigeron canadensis, 1475 nucleotides. RefSeq names its product polygalacturonase At1g48100-like. Gene Ontology annotation, biological process: carbohydrate metabolic process. The coding region runs from base 1 to 1380 and encodes 459 amino acids. The record is from RefSeq and is a predicted model, not a curated record. Gene Ontology annotation, molecular function: polygalacturonase activity. The transcript has 6 exons. NCBI's taxonomy places the organism in Eukaryota, Viridiplantae, Streptophyta, Magnoliopsida, Asterales, Asteraceae.
AUGGCCUACUUUUCCAUCUCCAAGUCACUUAUGUUAGGUUGUUUGUUUCUUUAUAUUUGUAGCACCCAAGCAAAAUUUCACCAUCAUCAUCAUCAUGAAAAGAAACACAAGCAUGAUCAUUCUCCUUCACCUUCACCGUCACCUUCAUUUUCACCUUCACCUUCGCCUUCAUUUUCACCUUCACCAUCACCUUCUAAUAUCCCCUACAUCUCUGGGAUAUUUAAUGUAAGAGAGUUUGGGGCUAUAGGAGAUGGUGUAGCGGAUGAUACCAAUGCCUUCAAGGAAGCAUGGGAUUCGGCAUGCCAAUAUCAAAUCAAUUCAAGCCUUUUCUUGGUCCCUCAUGGCUAUUCUUUCAUGUUACAAUCCACCAUUUUCACUGGCCCUUGUCUAUCUCCAUUAACAUUUCAGGUUGAUGGAACAAUAAUGCCCCCAGAUGGACCUGAGGCAUGGCCAGAAAGUAACAGUCGGCGUCAAUGGUUGGUGUUUUAUAAGACCAACGAGAUGACGUUUCAAGGGAUAGGACUUAUAGAUGGAAGGGGACAACAAUGGUGGAAUCUUCCAUGCAAGCCUCACAAGGGUCCAAAUGGGUUAACUUUGCCGGGACCUUGUGAUAGCCCUAUGGCCAUACGAUUCUUUAUGAGCACAAAUUUGACACUACAGAGAUUUAGGAUCAAAGAUAGCCCACAGUUCAACUUGAGGUUCGAUAACUGCAGAGAUAUCCGUAUUGAAUCCAUUUCUAUAAUGGCGCCAGCAUCAAGUCCAAACACAGAUGGGAUUCAUCUUGCAAAUACCAACAAUGUCACAAUCUAUAACUCAAUAAUAUCCAAUGGUGAUGAUUGUGUGUCAAUUGGAUCGGGUUGUUUCGAUGUUGACAUAAAAAACAUCACUUGUGGACAAGGUCAUGGAAUCAGCAUAGGGAGUUUAGGAAAUCACAAUUCGCGAGCAUGGGUUUCUAAUAUUACUGUUAGGGACUCAACGAUAAGGCAGUCACACAACGGACUUAGGAUAAAGACAUGGCAAGGUGGGUAUGGAACUGUAGAUGGUGUAAAAUACGAAAACAUUUUAAUGGAUAAUGUGAGGAAUCCGAUCAUAAUAGACCAGUUCUACUGCCUAGCACGAAAAUGCUUGAACCAAACGUCAGCCGUGGUGGUAUCAAACAUCGAGUACAAGAACAUAAAAGGUACAUACGAUGUUAGAAGCCCACCUAUGCAUUUUGGUUGCAGUGACGCGGUUCCAUGUAGAAACGUCACUUUGUCUGAAAUUGAGUUGCUUCCUGCUGAAGGAGAGAUGGUGUUGGACGCGUUUUGUUGGAACGUAUAUGGGGAGAUUAAGACGAUGACCAUCCCACCGGUGUCGUGCCUAUUAGAGGGAACUCCAUGAUAAUUUUUGAUCAUAUGACACAAGUUUAAAUGAAUGCAGGUACGUACGUACGACCUGGGUGUAUUUAUGAAAGUAGAUAUAUAGCAUAAGUUGAA